Neocloeon triangulifer is the source of this 1836-nucleotide messenger RNA. RefSeq names its product acyl-CoA Delta-9 desaturase-like. The record is from RefSeq and is a predicted model, not a curated record. Gene Ontology annotation, biological process: unsaturated fatty acid biosynthetic process. Lineage: Eukaryota; Metazoa; Arthropoda; Insecta; Ephemeroptera; Baetidae. Gene Ontology annotation, cellular component: endoplasmic reticulum membrane. The coding region runs from base 179 to 1357 and encodes 392 amino acids. The transcript is spliced from 6 exons. Gene Ontology annotation, molecular function: stearoyl-CoA 9-desaturase activity; iron ion binding.
GCGCUUCUCUCUUCUUUCAACUCGCGUGCUCUGCAUCUCAUCGAUCUUCACUUCUGCAUCUGCACUUGGUGCUGCAUCGAUAGUGGCAUGAGCGACCGGCUUUAUAUUGCAAAAAUAUAAUUAGUCGCCCAUACCGAGUUGCUAUUUGAUUGCUGAAAACACCUCUGGAGGAAAAAUCAUGGCCAGCAUCGAAGAUUUGCAGAAGCUGUGCAACAAGGUUGAAAGCGUCAUUGCUUCCCUUGGCCCAGACACAAUCACACCACGCCCUGCCACAGAGCCUGAUGGCCCCACCGGCGUCCUUUACGAGGAAGAAGACCAGGACAUGGUGUCCGCACUCAAAAUCAAAAAUCCCGUCGAGGACAACGCUGUGACCUCGGAGAAGGUGGCGACCACAAAACCAUACCGCGUCAUUAUCCGUUGGCGCAACGUCUUUCUGCUUGGCUAUUUGCACUUGGUUGCUCCCUACGGGCUAUACUUGCUCUGCACUUCAGCAAAACUUGCCACCGUUUUGUUUACUGUCCUUAUGUACCAAGCUGGUGCUCUUGGCAUUACAGCUGGAGCUCAUCGACUUUGGGCUCACCGCGGCUACAAGGCAAAGUGGCCUCUGAGAAUUAUUCUCAUGAUUUUCAACACAAUUGCCUUUCAAAAUCACAUUUAUGAGUGGGCUCGCGACCACCGUGUGCACCACAAGUACAGUGAGACUGAUGCUGAUCCUCACAACGCCAAGCGUGGAUUUUUCUUUUCCCACGUUGGCUGGCUCGUCUGCCGCAAGCACCCCUUGGUGAUUGAAAAGGGCAGUGGAAUCAGCUUGAAGGACCUUGAGGAAGACAAAAUUGUCAUGUUCCAGAAGAAAUACUACUUGUAUCUCAUGCCACUGUUCUGCUUCAUUAUUCCCACCUUGAUUCCUGUCUUCAUGUGGAAUGAAUCUUGGACCGUUUCGUGGUUCGGCGCAACCCUUUUCCGAUACACUAUCACCCUGAAUGUGACAUGGAUGGUCAACAGCUUUGCCCACAUGUUUGGCAACAAGCCCUACGACAAGAGCAUUAAUCCUUCCGAGAACUUCUCUGUGGCUGCUUUGGCGAUGGGUGAAGGUUGGCACAACUAUCACCACGUCUUUCCCUGGGAUUACAAAACUGCUGAACUCGGCAACUACAGGUUGAACGCCACAACGGCGUUCAUCGACUUCUUUGGUAAAAUUGGAUGGGCUUACGACAUGAAGACCGUGCCAAGUGAUGUGGUCAAGAAGCGUGUGCUCAGAACCGGCGAUGGCACCCACUACCUGUGGGGAUGGGGCGACAGAGACAUGACAGAGGAGCAGAAAAACACCACUGUCGAGUUGAACAGCAAAGACAAAUGAGCUGCUUGAAGUUUUUUAUUUGAAUGCAUGUACAUGGGAACAUAAUUUAUUUGCGCCAAACCAUACUUUGUGUUGAGAUUUUUUAAUUGAUUUUUGUAUGUAAAAAGUUCAAGGUGGUUCUCGAAUAGAAAAGAUUCGCCUAAAAAUACAGGGUCUGCUGGCUGGAUUCUUUUAGUGAUCGAAGUCAUUGAUAUUAUAUAAUAAUUUGAUUACUUUCAUAACAUAUAAUAAACUUGAGCGCGGAAUUAAAUGUUGUAAUACGCCUGUUUCAAUAAAAAGGCCAAGCAGUUUUGAGGCAUCAAUAUCCAUCCAAUUGAAAAUAAAUUUCUGCAUUAUUUUUUCAUUUUUGCUGCACUUAUAGUUUCUUCAACAAUGCAAGGCAUUUUAGUGAAGGUGAUAUUGAUUUUGUUUUAAAUUUGAAUUAUUAUAAGAUUAAGUUAGGAAAAGGAUGAUGAGUAGAACAUUUCUGAAUUUUUUUU